AUGUGCGUUAUGUCUCUGCUCUUAUGUUUAGUCUCAUCAUGCUUCCUUUUGUUGUACUUCUUCGUCACCGUGAAAACGAGAAGCAGUUCUCGCGGCAGUAGUCGAGCCACACUUCCACCGGGUCCUCCAAAGCUGCCAGUGGUUGGAAACAUAUUCCAAGUCGGAUACAGUCCUCACCGCUCGCUCACUGCUCUCUCGAAAAUCUAUGGACCAAUAAUGGGUCUAAAACUUGGAAGUUUAACUACCAUAGUCAUAUCUUCACCAGAGGCAGCAAAAGAGGCACUAAAGACGCGAGACCAUCAUUUAUCUGCCCGAACCUUUAACGAUCCGGUUCGAGUCUUUGACCACCAUGAAUAUUCUGUCGCAUGGGGUCCUCCCUCAGCUCGUUGGAGGUUGCUAAGGAAAAUAACAACAAUGCAUUUGCUAUCAACGCAACGCCUAAACGCAAUGGAGCCUCUAAGGACGAAGAAAGUGGAGGAACUCAUGAGUUUCAUUAACAAAUGUUGUGAGAGAGAAGAAGCUGUUGACAUAGCUCGUGCUUUUUUCGUCACAGCUCUCAAUAUCAUCUCAAAUGCUUUGUUUUCCACUGAUUUCGCGACCCAUGAUUCCAAGUCAUCUCACGAGUACCACAACACGGUGAUUAGCUUGAUGAACGUCACGGGAAAACCCAACGUUGGAGAUUACUUCCCGUUUCUUAGAUUUCUUGAUCUACAAGGCACCCGUAAAGAAGCAACGCUUUGCACACAGAGAUUAUUCAAGGUUUUUCAAGACUUCAUCAAUGCUCGGAUGGCCAAGAGAUCAUCUCAGACAGAGCGUAAAGAUGUUUCUAGCUUCGAUAUGUUAGAUACCCUUCUGGAUCUUACACAGGAAAACAAAGCAGAACUGAGCUUAAAUGAUAUCAAACACUUUCUUCAAGACUUGUUUACAGCGGGCACAGACACAAACUCUAGUACAAUGGAAUGGGUAAUGUCAGAGUUAAUCCGUAACCCAGAGAAAAUGGUCAAAGCUCAGAGUGAGAUACGGCAGGUGAUUGGUGAAAACGGUGUCGUUCAAGAAUCUGAUAUCCCCAGGCUUCCUUACUUGCAAGCAAUUGUGAAAGAGACUCUUCGUUUGCAUCCAGCAGCUCCUUUGAUCCCUCGAAAAUCAGAAUCAGAUGUCCACAUCUUUGGUUUCCUCAUUCCUAAAAACGCCUCGGUUUUGGUGAACGUCUUGGCGAUAGGACGAGACUCGAGUGUAUGGGAGAAUCCGACGAGGUUUGAACCAGAAAGGUUCUUGUUACGAGAAAUCGAUGUGAAGGGCAAAGAUUUCGAGCUGAUACCUUUUGGAGUGGGACGAAGAAUGUGUCCAGGAAUGUCAAUGGCUCUUAGAACAAUGUCUUUGGUGCUUGCGUCUCUUCUCUACUCCUUUGACUGGAAGGCUCAAAAGGGAGUCGUUGCUGAAAACAUGGACAUGACUGAUGCCUUCGGUGUUACCUUGCGGAAGGCCAAGCCUCUACGUGCCGUACCCACCAAAAGAUCUGUGCGGUCGUCUUUAUAAG
This is a messenger RNA of Brassica oleracea var. oleracea, 1537 nucleotides long. RefSeq names its product cytochrome P450 76C3-like. The coding region runs from base 1 to 1536 and encodes 511 amino acids. Gene Ontology annotation, molecular function: oxidoreductase activity, acting on paired donors, with incorporation or reduction of molecular oxygen; monooxygenase activity; heme binding. NCBI's taxonomy places the organism in Eukaryota, Viridiplantae, Streptophyta, Magnoliopsida, Brassicales, Brassicaceae. The record is from RefSeq and is a predicted model, not a curated record. The transcript is spliced from 4 exons.